UGGGACACCACUCAGACAGCCAGCAAUUUAAGGAGAACAUGCGGCUAAACAUGUCACUCCUGGUCUGAUUGGGGAGGGGACCAGAGAAAACUACAGAGUCUGACAUUGCCACAGAUUUUCAUAUAGCCACAGAUUUAUUGAAGGAGGGAUGCCUUACAAUAUAAAGUGACUUGAGAACACUUGUUGUGAUAUGAUGCUGUAUAAAUAAAACUGAAUUAAAUUGAAUGUUGUGACUUUGAGGAAUAGCUAUGGGAGUAAAACAGCACAGCAGAAAACUUUAUCGAUCCUUUAAAAGCAGAUACAAGUACCAACAUUUUUAUAUUUGGCCAUCUGGAGCCAUUUGAGUUACUUCAUGAUUGCUAAUGGCAUAUAGAGCACUUAACCACAGUAUACAUGCUUGCAUAAAUCAAAUAUAUUUAUUCAAUUUAUGGGUACAUGGUUUUCUUAAUUCAGUUAUUUAUACAAGACAUUAUCUAAAAAUUCUCUCAGUGCCUUUUAAAUCACAAGGUAUGAAUUCUGAACUAGUGCUGUCCCCUGAAAAGUUCAGCUUACUGUGCUUUACCCUUACCUAAUUUGAUCCUGUGUAAAUUGUCUGGGAUGUGAUUUCAACAAAACAUCUACCUGUAUUUGUACAUCACUAUGACCCUCAUAGAAAAUUAUGGGAAAAAAUGUAUUGUACAGUAGAGUUUGUAAAUAAUCUGAGCCUAUUAUUUACAAAUAAUCUGAGACUUUUAAAGUAUCUGUAUAAAAUUGUAUGAUUUGACAGUAAGAUAACUUAAAAGCCAAUUUUGUUUUCUAAUAUGUUGCGCCAGACCAUGACCCUAAACACUGCUCAAAAUCUACUAAGGCAUUCAUGCAGAGGAACAAGUACAAUGUUCUGGAAUGGCCAUCUCAGUCCCCAGACCUGAAUAUUAUUGAAAAUCUAUGGUGUGACUGUCCAUGCUCGGAAACCAUCAAACCUGACUGAACUGGAGAUGUUUUGUAAAGACGAAAGGUCCAAAAUACCUUCAACCAGAAUCCAGACUCUCAUUGGAAGCUAUAAGAAGUGUUUGGAGGCAUUAUUUCUGCAAAAGGAGGAUCUACUAAAUAUUGAUGUAAUUUUUCUGUUGGGGUGCCCAAAUUUAUGUACCUGCCUAAUUUAGUUUAAGUAACUAUUGCACACUAUUGCUGAUCCAAACAACCAAUGAUUUAUGAAGGAAAAACAUGAAAAUUAUCAGGAGUGCCCAAACUUUUGCAUACCACUGUAGUUGAUAAGAUUUUAUGCUCAUUAUUAGAUUAUUUGUUUAUUCAAACCAAUCAUUGUGUCCUAUUCAUUAUUGUCUUUUCAGACUGAGUGUCUGCAACCUGUCAGAAAAAAGCUGUGAAGCUCUUUCUCCAGCUCUCUCCUGCCAGUCAUCGAGUCUGAGAGAGCUGGACCUGAAUAACAACAACCUGAAGGAUACAGGAGUGAAGGCACUGUCCACUGGACUGGAAAGUCAACACUGCAAACUGGAAACUCUCAGGCUUUCGGGCUGCUUGAUCACAAAGGAUGGCUGUGCUUCUCUGGCCUCAGCUCUGAACUCCAACCCCUCACAUCUGAAAGUGUUGGACUUGAGUUACAAUCAUCCAGAGGAUGCAGGCGUAGAGCUUCAGACUGGAGUAAAGGAUCAACACUGGAAACUGGAAAACCUAAGGGUGGAACCUGCUGGAGCAGAGUGGUUGAAACCAGGAUUGAAGAAGUAUCUCUCUAAACUUACAGUCAACACAAAUACAAUAAACAAAAAUCUCAAACUGUCUAUGAAUAACAUGAAGGUGACACAUACGAGAAACAACUUCAUAUAUCCCGAUCAUGCUGACAGAUUUGUUGACUGGUGUCAGCUGCUGUGUAAAGAUGUUUUACAUGGUCGGUGUUACUGGGAGGUGGAGUGGACAGGUGAGGUUGACAUAUCAGUAAGUUACAGAGGAAUAGCAAGGAAAGGAGAACGAAAAAACUGCAGAUUUGGAGAGAAUCCUCAGUCCUGGAGUCUGGACUGCUCUAAUGCCCGUGGCUACACUGUGUAUCACAAUCAGAGAAUAUCAGUCAUUCACCCCUCAUCCUCCUUGUCCCCUUCCUGUGGCCCUAAGCGAGUAGCAGUGUAUGUGGACUGUCCUGCUGGCACUCUGUCCUUCUACAAUGUCUCCAGUGACUCUCUGAUCCACCUCCACACCUUCAACACCACAUGCACUGAACCUCUUUAUCCUGGCUUUGGAGUCUGGCACCAUUCAUGUGGUUCCUCAGUGCGUCUGUGUUCUGUGCAGGUAGAAGUAUCUCCUUCUGUUAGAUAAGCUGUGUAACUGCAGAUGCACAGACAAAUCUGCAGGCUCUCAUGGACUCAGAAUCACGUUUAACGUCUACAUGAGGGAUUUCUUAAGAAUUUAAAGAUUGUCUCAUUAUUGCAGUGAUUCUGUAACUGCUGAGUGUCUUUAGUGUCUUAUGUGAACAAUUCUGACCUGCCUGGUUGUUUAAAGAUAGAUGUCUUUCAUGUUCACUCUCACUUUUUGUUUUAAUAUUUGGAGCAUCUGUGUAUGUUUUAUAGUUUCACUUUUUUUUUUCUCUGAAAUGAGACAAAAUCGAAAACGUAAACUUUGAAGACCAAAUGAAACUUUAAACGUUUAUUUUACAACACUAGUUUAUGUACAUAGUAUACAUGCAGUAUUAUAUAAUUGAUAUAGAAGGGUGUGUUGUAGAUAUGUAUAAAUCAUUUUAUUUAGUAUUAGAGGGGAAAAACAACUCUUGAAAUACACCUUCUGUCUUUUUGCUGUCUUGUUAGCACAACUGGUAUUAGAAACAGACGACUCUGGAACGUAUGUCGUUUUGUAUUCAACACGAAGUGGGUUUCCUUGCCACCAGCAAGUUUCAAACAGUUGUUCACUGGUGUUACGGCCCUAGCUGGGCCUCCUCCUGAAGGUGCCUGUGUGGGCGUGUCACACUACCUCUUCUGCCUGAGGUGCCACCUUUCCCUUUUACACAGCUGACUCACGUCAGUAAUUAAGGAGAUUUAAGCCCAGGG
This is a messenger RNA of Haplochromis burtoni (Burton's mouthbrooder), 3029 nucleotides long. Its product is annotated as neoverrucotoxin subunit alpha. NCBI's taxonomy places the organism in Eukaryota, Metazoa, Chordata, Actinopteri, Cichliformes, Cichlidae. Gene Ontology annotation, molecular function: protein binding. The record is from RefSeq and is a predicted model, not a curated record. The transcript is spliced from 4 exons. Bases 1261 to 2304 code for a protein of 347 amino acids.